This is a messenger RNA of Nyctereutes procyonoides (raccoon dog), 1401 nucleotides long. RefSeq names its product prostaglandin reductase 1 (gene PTGR1). The coding region runs from base 325 to 1314 and encodes 329 amino acids. NCBI's taxonomy places the organism in Eukaryota, Metazoa, Chordata, Mammalia, Carnivora, Canidae. Gene Ontology annotation, biological process: prostaglandin metabolic process. The transcript has 11 exons. The record is from RefSeq and is a predicted model, not a curated record. Gene Ontology annotation, molecular function: 2-alkenal reductase [NAD(P)H] activity; 15-oxoprostaglandin 13-reductase [NAD(P)+] activity. Gene Ontology annotation, cellular component: cytoplasm.
CGGCCACACGUCCAGGCGCUGGGCGCCGGGCUGCAGAGCGCCGACCUCCUGCCGGGUCUCGGGACGCGGAGCUGCGGACUCCGGGGUACACGGCCCCGCCCCGCUAUUUUUCUCGCCGAGUUUCCAGAGCUGCGGACCGUUCGCGCGUCGCUCCCCCGCUGCUCCCGCCUAGUAACUGGCGAGUCCUGCGCCGCGAGCAGAGUGGGAGCGAGGCCCUGCGUGUUCCCGGAGAGAAAAUCCUGAACGACGGAGGUUUCUUGCAUUCCUUUGUGAAUCUAACACCUCCUAGGAAGCUCUUGCGGCGGAGGGCUAGGGAACUUCAAGAUGGUUCAUGCUAAGAGCUGGACUCUGAAGAAGCACUUUGAAGGCAGCCCUACUCAUAGUAACUUUGAGUUAAAGACGGUUGAACUCCCGUCCUUAAAAAAUGGAGAGGUCCUGCUGGAAGCUUUGUUCCUUACCGUGGAUCCUUACAUGAGAGUGGCAGCCAAAAGAUUGAAGGAGGGAGAUAUGAUGAUGGGGCAGCAAGUGGCCAGAGUUGUGGAAAGUAAAAACUCAGCCUUCCCAGCAGGAACUGUGGUAGUGGCUUCUUCAGGCUGGACAUCGCACUCUAUUUCUGAUGGGAAAGAUCUGGAAAAGCUGCCUACAGAGUGGCCAGACACGGUACCAGUGUCUUUGGCUUUGGGAACAAUUGGCAUGACAGGACUAACAGCCUACUUUGGCCUCCUUGACAUCUGUGGUGUGAAGGGUGGAGAAACAGUGAUGGUUAAUGCAGCAGCAGGGGCAGUGGGCUCUGUGGUGGGGCAGAUUGCUAAGCUCAAGGGCUGCAAAGUUGUUGGAGCAGCAGGGUCUGACGAAAAGGUUGCCUACCUUAAAAAGCUCGGAUAUGAUGUUGCCUUUAACUACAAAACCAUAAAGUCUUUGGAAGAAACUUUGAGAAAAGCCUCUCCUGAUGGUUAUGAUUGUUACUUUGAUAAUGUAGGUGGAGAGUUUUCAAACAUUGUUAUUCCCCAGAUGAAGAAAUUUGGAAGAAUUGCUAUUUGUGGGGCCAUCUCGACAUAUAAUAGUACUCGCCCACUUCCCCCAGGCCCACCCCCGGAGAAUAUUAUCUAUCAGCAGCUCCGCAUGGAAGGGUUCAUUGUUAAUCGCUGGCAAGGAGACGUCCGCCAGAAGGCUCUGAAAGACUUGCUGACAUGGGUCAUAGAGGGUAAAAUCCAGUACCACGAAUACAUCAUUGAAGGAUUUGAAAACAUGCCAGCUGCAUUUAUGGGAAUGCUGAAAGGAGAUAAUUUGGGAAAAACAAUAGUGAAAGCAUGAAAAAAAUGACACAUGGAAUCUAGAAAUCAUUUGGAUGAUGACUUAAUUUCUUUUUAACCAUUUAAUAAAAAAUAUAUACUACCUUCA